CCACAGAGUGAGGCGGCCAGACAAGAUAUGAAACUGGUUUCUUUUGUGCAUUAUAAAUAGAGAAAUGUAACAUAGAGAAAGGUUUCUGAGAGACCAAAUUUUACUUUUACUAUUAUUUUUUAUUUAAAAGAGAUUACCGUAGUUUGUUUUUUCACUUCAUAAAAGUAGUUUUUUAAAAUAAGAAUACUUAGUCUGUGCUAAAAGUGAGGCAGUUUACUUGAAGUUUACUUGUAUAUGCUAUUGUAAACUUAAAAUGUUUAAAUUUACUCAUAAGCAUUCAGUUAGCAUACUUCCUAUGUUCUACAGUAGACUUGCUAUACUAAUAUUCAAGUAUGCUAAAAACAAACAAACAAACAAAAAAAACUUCAAGUGUACAAUUUUUUUUGCUAAGGGUUAACAGUAGUUUCAGUGACUAUUGUUCUUUAUACAUUUUUUAGAAAGAUGGAGAGUAUUUAUCCCUUCAGCUUAGUAUACAUCUACUUAACAAUGGUGAAAAGUUAUUUCAUUUUUUUUUGUUUUAAUUCUAUUCAUGGGUGUAGGACUGGUUUGUGCUUCUCAGGGCAUGCAAUGAGCUUAAUCCAGUGUGGGUCCUUAGGUAAGACCCUUAAUGCUGCUGCCUAAACUAUGCCUGGGUGAUUGGAAAUACAGGAUUGUGUCAGGAAGGGCAUCCAGCGUAAAACUCUCCACCAAGCCACCUGUGCAAAUCAGGGAAAGCUGAUUCAACUUAUCCUGAAAGGAUGAGUUGAAAGCCAUCAAAUCAGACUAGAAGUCAAUCUGGAGCAUCUUACCCGACUCUGUAAUUAACUGAGGCAAGGACUUUGAUGUGGCACCACAUAAAAACCUUACGGCACUCUCAGAGGCAAACAAGGCAAAGGACUGUGGGCACAAGUUAGCAAUGAAGAUCGUUGUCUUUUGUCUCCUGCUGCUUCCUCUUGCAGCCGAGGUGGAAAACGCUCCAGUCCGAGCUCAAAGACAAAAUGUGGUCAACUUUUUAAAAGGGGCAUUUGGCUCAACCACAGAGAAGACCACUACAGCAAAACUCCCUGCUUACAGAAACCCACACCACAGUCAAGUUGAAGAGCAGGAUUCAGAAGAAAAAUUCAAGGAUAGCGAUGAAAUCCUGAUUCAUGGAGGUGCUGCAGAACAGGCGGUUCCAUGGAGGAGACCAGAGGGACAAAACCUGAAACUAACGGACACCAGCAGCAGACUGAUUGAAGACCACGACGGUCAGAAGCAAAGCGGACAUCAAGGACAACUACAAGCAAGAGAAGAGCAGAGCGACCUCAGUAGUGAGGAGAAAAUGACAGUGGAAGCUCACAGAGAGAGACCGCCAGCAAAUACAAGAAAUAACCGGAUGCGUGGCAGACCGGCUGCAGACCAAAGUCAGGAGAGGCUAGACCUGGACAGCUUUGAGAACAAUCGGGAUACAGUGGCAGCUGGAGACAACAGUCGACAUGCAAACUGUGAUGAAACUGGAGAAUGCUUCAGUGCUGAAACGCACGCUGCCUCUGGACCCAACCGCCCCCCAGCUAAUCCAGCCACCAGCUAAGCAGCCUGAUGUUGGAGGUCUUUUUCCCCUCACGAUGAGUCAAGAUCCAUCAUCUGUUGACUCAUCAGGCGCAGACAGGCUGCUUCCUAAUACAGACACUCUGGAAUUUUGUUUUUCCUUAAUCCACAUUUAGAGAUUUCUUUUUAAUGUUAGCCAAUAAAAGGAACUAAAACAUGAAA
Messenger RNA from Oryzias melastigma (Indian medaka), 1728 nucleotides. RefSeq lists its product as uncharacterized. The record is from RefSeq and is a predicted model, not a curated record. The coding region runs from base 896 to 1549 and encodes 217 amino acids. NCBI's taxonomy places the organism in Eukaryota, Metazoa, Chordata, Actinopteri, Beloniformes, Adrianichthyidae. The transcript has 10 exons.